Oreochromis niloticus (Nile tilapia) is the source of this 931-nucleotide messenger RNA. Its product is annotated as signal-regulatory protein beta-2-like. Bases 8 to 931 code for a protein of 307 amino acids. The transcript has 6 exons. Gene Ontology annotation, biological process: response to bacterium. Lineage: Eukaryota; Metazoa; Chordata; Actinopteri; Cichliformes; Cichlidae. The record is from RefSeq and is a predicted model, not a curated record.
UGUCAAGAUGAUCAUCGUAUGGAUUACAUUGUUUUUUCUUCACCGGGGAUAUACUUUAAUUCCAGUGAAAACGGUUCAGCUUGGUGAACCAGCGACUAUAACAUGUGCUAUACCCAAAGAGCUCAGCAGUAGAGGAGUCCACUGGUACAAGCAGAGUUUUGGGCAAACUCUGAAGUUAAUAGUGACAGUAUUCAAAUCUACAGAACCUACUUUUGGCCCUGAAUUUACUAGUUUGAAAUUUGAUAUAGGUAAUGAUUUUGCCAGCCUGACCAUUUUGAAAGUAGAUCAAGACGAUGAGGGAAUUUAUCACUGUGCAAACACAGAAAGGAUUGGAGUUAAAUGGAGUGGGACGUAUUUGUUGGUAAAAGGAAACACUCAGAGGACAUCAAACUAUACAGUUAGUCAGCUGCUGAUAGAAUCAAACCCAGUUCGUUCAGGAGACACAAUGACUCUUCAGUGUUCAGUCUUCUCUGACUCUGACAAGACAUGUCCAGGAGGUCUUAAUGUUCUCUGGGUCAGAACUGGAGCAAAUCAAGCUCAUCCCAACAUCAUCUACACUGAUACAAAUAGAAGUAAUGAAUGUGAAAAAAGCUCUGACCCCCAGGACAGAUGUGUUUUUCGGUUCUCUAAGAAUGUCAGCUCCUCUGAUGCUGGGACUUACUACUGUGCUGUGUCCACAUGUGGGGAGAUAUUAUUUGGAAAUGGAAUUACACUGCAUGUUCGAGAAAGCAGUGCGUGGUCGCAGACUGCCAGUAGUGCUCUUUUUCUGCUUUUUGCUGUCUUGGUUAUAAGCCUGGUUGUUAUUGCUGUCCUCAUUUACACAAUCAACAUAAACAACAGUGAUCAUUCUAAAGUUGCAGUCCCGCAGAAAAACUUUAGUUGUCAGAAAGGGCAACAGGAGUGCAGCAAAGACCAGACUGAGGCAACAUGA